AUGGCCGGACGAAUGAAGAACACAGCAGCGCCAGCCCAAAACCCCUUCUUGCUCGGCUCAUCGCCGGAGCAAUUUAAGAAGAUUGAGGCGUCACGCGAGCCAUUCGACCCAUCCUUGAGGGUCUCUGUCGCCCAGACCCCAGCCCCGAAUUGGAAGUAUGGAGAUGGCUCCAGCGAUUGCUCAUCUCUAAAGAAAUCCCAUAUCGAGGUCAACCCGAAUGAAGAAGGCCGACUCAUGAUUUCAAACUACAAGCUUCUCGUGUCUGCGAUCCCACGACCCGUGAGCUUCGUCAGUACACUUUCGAAAGAUGGUACGCCAAACCUAGCACCGUUUAGCUAUUUUCAAAUCGUCGACCAUGACCCAGUCACUCUUGUCAUUGGCUUCUCAGCACGGCCGGGCCGUCCGAAAGACACCCGGAGAAACCUAGAAGAGACUGGCGAAUGUGUCAUAAGUGUCUUGUCCGAACACUUUGUCGAGGCCGCCAACGCUACCUCUCUCGAUGUCCCUUACGAGACCUCGGAAUGGGAACUGUCAGGUCUGACACCCAGGGACUCGGCGACUGUUUGUCCAAAAAGAGUCCAGGAAGCCGUCUUCUCCAUCGAGGGAAAACUUCUCGAGAUGAAGAGUCUUGAUUACCACGGUCAUGCAGCGAAGGGCAAACCCACAGGUGCCCUGGCUAUCAUCGAAGCCAAGAGAUUUUGGAUACAAGAAGAUGCAAUUAACGAGGCUCGUGAUAAUGUGGAUCUUGACGCUCUGCGUCCUGUGGUGCAGCUUGGAGGCAUCUCAUACAGCCGAGUACGAGACACGUUUGAGCUUCCUCGUCCGUCUCUAAGGAGAGAAUUGCAAGACGAAGAGAAAGGUCUCAGAAAGUUUAUAUAG
Messenger RNA from Diaporthe amygdali, 879 nucleotides. Its product is annotated as flavoprotein oxygenase. Gene Ontology annotation, molecular function: FMN binding. Bases 1 to 879 code for a protein of 292 amino acids. NCBI's taxonomy places the organism in Eukaryota, Fungi, Ascomycota, Sordariomycetes, Diaporthales, Diaporthaceae. The transcript has a single exon. The record is from RefSeq and is a predicted model, not a curated record.